This is a messenger RNA of Notolabrus celidotus (New Zealand spotty), 1350 nucleotides long. Its product is annotated as GTPase IMAP family member 7-like. Gene Ontology annotation, molecular function: GTP binding. The record is from RefSeq and is a predicted model, not a curated record. The transcript is spliced from 2 exons. NCBI's taxonomy places the organism in Eukaryota, Metazoa, Chordata, Actinopteri, Labriformes, Labridae. The coding region runs from base 75 to 1091 and encodes 338 amino acids.
GCUAGUCAACAAGUCAAACAGGAAGAAAAUGAAGAAGAACCGACAAACCACAACAUAAGAAGAGGAGGAUAAACAUGCAGCGAGGGCAUCAAGAAAAGGACAACAUGGAUGAGCUGCCUUCAACAAGGUUUAUCCUGCUGGGAAAAUCUGGAGCAGGAAAAAGCAGCCUGGGUAACACCAUUUUUGGAGAAGAUGCGUUCAAGAUAAACUACUCCCCAGUAUCCGACACAGGUCUUUCUCGUGCAGUAACCAGAUCCGUCCAUGGACGAAGAAUCACUCUGAUCGACACUCCCGGUUUCUUCGAUACAGAGAGGUCUGAGGAGGAGAUGAAGCCGGAGAUAGUGAGGUGUAUCACAGAGUGCACACCUGGGCCUCAUGCUUUCCUCAUUGUGCUCAAAGUGGAGAAAUUCACCAAGCAUGAGCGAGCUGUCGUCGACAAGGUACGCCAAAGCUUCUCUGAGGACGCCUUAAAGUACUCUGUCAUUGUCUUCACUCAUGGUGACCAGCUCUCUGAAGACAUAAAAAUCCAGCAGUUUGUCAGACAGAAUGAAAAUCUGAAUGAUCUGGUGCAGAAGUGCGGAGGUCGGUGCUGUGUUGUUGACAAUAAGUACUGGAAAACAUGUGAAGAAGACAGCUACAGGAGUAACUCCUUCCAGGUGGCGGAGCUUCUCAACACCGUGGACAAGAUGAUCGAGGCGAACAAAGGAAGCUACUACACGAACGACAUGCUGAAGGAAGUGAAGAGAGAAAUGCAGAGAGAGGAGGAGCGCAUUAGAAGGACAUCGGAACACAUGUCACAGGAAGAGGUUAGAGAUCAAGCUAUAGUCGGUACUGUUGACUGGUUAAUGAUCAAAUCAGCAGGUAUUGUAACAGGGGCAUUGCUUGAAGUUCUGCUAGGUGUGACAUUUGCGUUUACAUCAGAGGGAGGAACAGCAACAGUUGUAUCAGCAGCUCCAGGCUGGGUACUAAAGGGUGGUAUGAGAGGAUACAACGCAUCUGAAGGGGCAACAAGUCCAACAGAAGCCAUGCAGAUGACAGCAGAGGACGUCAAGAAACAGUUUGGGAUUGCAGCAAGUAAAAAAAAAAAGUGAAGAUUUGACAUUGAAGAGAGUGAAUUAUGAGGUUGACGUUUUUAAUGUAAGACGUUCCAAGUUUCAGCAUUUGUACUAGUAUGAUUACAAAAACACUCUCACUAAUGCAACCAAAUAUGAAGUGCUACUAAACUCUACAGGUUUAGGCCAAAUUGUUGUGACACCUCCCAUUACAAUUAUGAGUACUUGUGUGCAAUACAAUAUAGGAUCAAUAGUUAUUGGAUAACAGAGACUGUAUUAAAAGACGGACAAUGGCUAC